Messenger RNA from Drosophila gunungcola (fruit fly), 924 nucleotides. RefSeq lists its product as uncharacterized. The coding region runs from base 54 to 851 and encodes 265 amino acids. The record is from RefSeq and is a predicted model, not a curated record. The transcript has 3 exons. Lineage: Eukaryota; Metazoa; Arthropoda; Insecta; Diptera; Drosophilidae.
UGAGAAGAGGCGGCCAGAAGUUCAGAACCGGUGCAGGAGAUCACAUCGCCAGCAUGAAUCGCGGUCACCUGCUACUUUGGGUCGUCUGUGCCGCUGGCAUUUCCCAGGCAUUGGGCUAUCCACAGGGCGAUUUGAUUACGCCGGAUAGUGACGAAUCGGAUGUGAGCGGUAUUGGAUUCGUCACGCUCGACGGGACCAACAGUGAAGGCAGUGUCGAAAGUGGCCAAGCGAAUGCCUCCGAUGACUUGAUAUUCUUGAGUCGCAAGAAGCCAAGUUCCUCAAACAAUUCCGUCGACCUGAGCCCCUUUCUGUCCAUGAUCUAUGUGCACGAAGUCCAGGCCAUAGUGGCCUCAUACUAUCACGGCGACGCGGAGUUUCAAAGAGCCUACGCCUUCCUGGCCAGCAGAGAUUUUGCAGAUAUCAAGCGGAAGAUCCUUCAGCUGCCAGAAGUUCUUGAGUUCACUAAUUAUUUGAGUGUUCAUGGUUUGGAUGUGAUUAAGGUGGUGCAGUCGGUGGCAGCCAAAUUUAAACCUUCCGAACUGGGCGAAGUCGUUGGCGAUCGGGAACCCCAAAAUGGCCUGCACGGAAUGGUGGAGAGGAUCAUGGAGAUCCUGCCACUGGACCAACUGUAUGUGCAAUUUUUCGACGAGUUCGAGAGCAACAAACAAUUCGCAGCACUUGUCGAUAGCAUUAGCAGUCCGAAGUUUGCUAAAAUUCUGAGCGGUCUGCAGAACUCAUUGCCGCUGCGAAAUUUGCUAUUUGUCCUGCACAACAACAGCAUUUUUGUGGAGCGCAUUGUGGAGACCGUAAAAUCGCAUUUAAGUCUUCGUGGUGAUUUCGUAUCUCGCUGAAAGGCAAAAAUGAAAACAUCUGUAAAAGUAGUUUUUUCGAUUCAAAAUAAUAAAACCUAACUUCAAAGGCUAA